AGGGGAGUGUGGCAGGCGUUGUAACUUGGCUUGUAUCAACAGACGCGUUUUGCAGCCCGAUCGACCGUUGUCAGCUCCUGAUUUUCCCCAUCUCUCUUCAGUCUUGCCAGCUUGCUUCUUAUCGCUGCUGUAAUGGCAGGCACGCACUCUGGAGUCGAAACAGCGGUUACGGUUUGCUUCCGAUGGUCAGCAAGCAAAAGCUCUCUACCUGUUCAUAAAUUUGGAGAAGCCUAUCUGCAGACGACAGAGCUGACGAAGUACCAUCCCUUCCCCUCCGAGCGGACGAAAAUAGCACAGCCAAAGUAUUUCUAACAGGAGAAUCUGCAGGGAACUUUAGGCAGAAAACAUCUUCUUUCGGGAGCUUCCCGUGUUUCCCCUGUUACACAUUCAGCCAGUCUGCAUUUCGGGAGCGAAACGCGUGGAUAGUUUCAUUGAAUAGGAAGGAAACAGAGUGAGGGAUCAGUCUGAUGUGUGUGCUGUGCUCAUGGAAAGUGAUAUUUAGAAUCAAGGAAAAGGAUGGAGCUGCACACAUUGAGAGGAAAAGACUUUGUGAAUUAACCAAGAACCACUGAUCACACACCUCUCUUGCUUCCAUUCUCAACCAGCAAGACUACAACAGCCACCAUUGCCAUACAGCAAAAGAAAAGCAGAAAGGUAUUUCUGCCAGGAAUUUCAAUUUUGCUUCCGCCAUGACCUCCAACAACUACCAAUACCCAGUUGGGAGCAAAUUUUAUAAAGGAAGCACAAGUGUUGAUUCAGGAUUUCAAGAGCCGAUUGAUACGGUGAGCUCCCCUGAUGCGGCCAUGGAGAUCAACAGCUUUCUUCCCGGCAGCAGAAAAGGCACAGACCUGGUGGAUCAGCACCUCCAGCAGCAACUAGCCUCCCUCAAGCAUCAGCAGCAGCUGCAGCAACAGAUCCUUUUGCAGCAGUACCAGCAGCAGCGCCAACAACUUGAACAAGAACAUGAGAAACAGCUUCAGGAGCACAUCAAGUACCUGCAGCACCGGCGCCGCCUACAGCAAGAGCAUGAGAAACAGCUGCAGGAGCAUAUCCAGGGUUACUUGGAGCAGCAGCAGCACCAGAAGAAACUGGAGCAACAGCGACUGGAGAAAGAGAUGCUGGAGAAAGAGCGGCUGAAUCAAAUCAAGAACAAAGGCAAAGAUGAAGAAAGCGCCAUAGCAUCAACUGAGGUGAAGCAGAAGUUGCAGGAGUUUGUGCUGACCAAGAAACAGCGCGAGGCAGCAGCAGUGAAGGACUCACCGCCGCAGUUCCGACACCCUUGGGUGCCAAGCUCAGCAUCACUUGACCAGAGUUCUCCGCCGCUGAGUAACCUGUCGCCGCCUUACCCUCAUCCUCUGUUGGGCAAAUACGACGAUGACUUCCCGCUCCGCAAAACAGCCUCUGAGCCUAAUAUAUAUAAAGUGCGUUCCGCGUUGAAACAGAAAUUGGAAACUCGUCGCACAAUGAUAGCACACAGCCCGCUGAUGGUUCGGCGCAGAGACAAAGGACCCCUGCAGAUCAAACGCAAACCCCCGCUGUCAAUUGAUGCGGGUGUCUGCGGCAGCAACCCGGACUCGGGCCCCAACUCUCCGCCUAGCACUGCACACGGCUCGCUGGCCAACGGGAGCCUGUCGUCCCUCCAUUCAAAGGAGGACAGUGCAGCAUACAUGUUCAGUCAGUUUCGUCCAGGCAUGGCUUACCCUGGUGCAGAUCUAAGCUUAUACACCUCCCCGUCCAUGCCCAACAUCUCUUUGGGCAGGCCCCCAGCUUCAGGCCCCUCAUCGGGGUCUGGACCAUCCAGUAUUGUUUCUGAAGAAGAACAGCGACCUGGUCUAUCUGCUGCCAGGAUAGGUCUGCCUCUGGCCACGCAUAUUUUACCAGGUGGUGCACCCUGCUUUUUCCCCGCGCUGCCCAUGAUGGAUAGUGAUUUCCCAGCUGGCAGUGCACAGGCAGCAGCAUACUUUGCUGCUCAAGGGAAGCUUGUCAACCCAUAUAGCAUUCCAGUUUCUGGUCCAGCACCCAGUCCUCUUGCUGAGCCCACUCACCCUGCUCAUAGACUUCACAGACAUCACCGACCAUUAGGGCGAACACAUUCAGCACCAUUGCCUCUUGGCCAUCCUGCUUUCCAGCAAACACAGACACAACAACAACAGCAGCAACAACAACAGCAACAGCAACAACAGUCUCUGUUGUUGCAACAGCAACAUGAACAAUAUUUGAAGGAGAACCAGAAAUUGUACCUUAAACAGCACAUACGGCAAACAGUCCUUCAGAGAGCUGGGAGUAAAAGUCACAUGGAAAAUGUGGAUGAAGAAACAGAAGUGAAGCUUGCACAGGAACUGAGGGAGUGUCGAGAACAGGAGACUGUUGAACACAGAUGGGAACCCGUCAAGAUGCUGCCAGUACAACCAGAGGAAAUGAAAGAACCAGAGAUGAAGAUGGAGGAGGGAGUUUUAAUGCCAAGUGAGCUUGAACGGCAGCAGAGGGAGCGGGAAGCAUUUCUCUGCCAGCAGCGGGACAUCAUCAAAGGCCGUCAUGGACGUCACUCCCACCAUAGACCCUUAUCUCGCACUCAGUCCAGUCCUCUAGUCACCUUUUCUGUGCCACCACAGCAGCCAGCUGAUCCAGGGCCUGUUAACUACACAUUUACCACUGGUCUUGCCUAUGAUACAAUAAUGCUCAAGCACCAGUGUACCUGCAACAAUGAUGAAAGCCACUUGGAGCAUGCUGGCCGCAUCCAGAAUAUUUGGGCACGACUGACAGAAACCAACCUUGUCUCUCAGUGUGAAAGAAUCCGACCCAGAAAAGCUACUAUAGAGGAGUUACAAAGUUGCCAUACUGACCUGUAUGCUGAAAUAUUUGGAGGAAACCCUUACAAUAGACAGCGGUUGAUGGAGAAUCUGCCAAUGCGAUUCUGCUUUUUAUUAUGCGGUGGUAUUGGUGUUGACUCUGACACAGUGUGGAAUGACAUGCAUACAUCAACAGCAGCCAGGAUGGCAGCAGGAUGUGUAGUUGAGCUUGCAUGCCGAGUGGCGUCUGGUGACUUAAAGAAUGGGAUGGCAAUUGUACGGCCGCCGGGACACCAUGCUGAGAAAGAUCAGGCAAUGGGCUUCUGCUAUUUCAACUCCAUCGCAAUCGCUGCCAAGCAGCUGCGUGAGAAAAUGAAGCUGAAUAAGAUUCUCGUUGUUGAUUGGGAUGUUCAUCAUGGGAAUGGAACACAGCAGAUGUUUUAUGAGGAUCCCCAUGUUUUGUAUAUAUCGAUUCAUCGUCAUGAUAAUGGCAAUUUCUUUCCUGGAACUGGGGCACCAGGUGAAUGUGGAGCUGAUUCAGGUCAAGGGUACAAUGUCAACAUUGCUUUUGGAGGUGGCCUAAACCCUCCUAUGGGUGAUGCCGAGUAUCUCACAGCAUUUAGAACAAUUGUAAUGCCUAUAGCUCGAGAAUUUGGACCAGAAUGUGUUCUUGUGUCUGCUGGAUUUGAUGCUGCUAAGGGUCAUCCUACUGCCUUGGGAGGUUAUGAGGUGUCUGCAGCAUGCUUUGGUCACAUGACACGGGAGCUCAUGUCUCUGGCUGGUGGUAAGGUGGUUCUUGCACUUGAAGGUGGCUAUGACAUUUCCAGUAUCUGUGAUGCCUCAGAGGCAUGUGUACGGGCUCUUCUUGGAGAGGAGCUGCUGCCUAUUUCUGAGGAGGAAUUGACACGACCCAUCUGCAAACCUGCUAUGGAGACCUUGGAAACUUCCAUCAGAAUUCAGUAUCGCCAUUGGCCUUGUGUAAAGCGGUAUCUAAACACAAUCAACCAGACUCUCAUGGAAGCUCAGAAACUGGAUUCUGUGGAAGCCGACACAGUCACUGCACUUGCCUCUCUCUCUAUGGUCACAGCCAAACGAAGUGGUACUGUGGGCCAAGAGUCAGAACCUAUGGAUGAAGGGACAUAACCAGACAUAAGACAGAACCAGAGAAAAGCAUUUGAAGAGUAAAAGGUGGAGGUUCAGCAUAGGCAGCACAGCAGCCUUCUGUGUGGGGUGAACCUCUACACUAGCAUUUUUGUGGAUGCUAAUGGAUUUGAGAAAAAAAGGUCUCCCAGGACACGCUGAAAUUAACAGUACUUAGCACAGUGUUUGAUGUUGUCUUCAGGCAGUGGUUAUUGAAUUUGGUUUUCAAGAUGUCACCCACAAUUGUGGUAGUUACAUGGAAUGUAACUCAUUUGAAAAUAAAAGACUCCUGGACAUUUUUACAGUUUGUAACUGUUUAGUCUUCUGGAAUUUUCUAUAUCACUGUGUUCAUAUUACUUUUAAUUUCUGCAAGGCACACAGAAUCUGUAGUAUUGUUCCUUGUUUGCAAGUCUGUGAAGGAAUGCCUUCAAAUAUGCUGUUGUCAGCAUGACUAAUGCCUUAUUUGGCAAAGGCAUACCUUUCACCUCAGUUUCAAGAUGUGGACUGAAGUUUUUCUUCCUGGAAUUGGAAAGGAAGACUCAAAGAAGAGCGAAGAGCAAAAGCUCAAAAUUGUGUUGCAGAUGGUUCUUGUCAUGUCACUGCCACAUAAUAAACAUGAUUCUCUUCUUUUGGUGUUCGCUGCUUGAUGUGUGCUUGUUGCCAAACAAGGCACCAUCGGUCAUGUUUUUCACUAAAUAUACCGGUGCCAUUUUCAUUGGUGAGUCUGUUAUGUGUGUUUGCUUUGGUUUGGUUCCCUGGUGUGUGAACCAGUGUCGCAGACCAACUGAGGUUGGGUGAUGUUUGUUGUGUGUCUGUCAUUUGAGUGACCCAUAUUGUUCAAGCGCCUUGUCCUUCUACCUAGCUGCAGCAUUUCAUUCACUGUUUUUGGACGUUUGUGUGCUUGCACCUGUUUUUGUCGUGGGCGAUGAUAGUUUGUCAGGUGAGCUGUAUAGCCAUGAAACCUUGACUGCCUGUGAUGAGACCAAGUCAGCUUUGUGGUGUCAACACAUAAUGAUGUUCUGUAUAUUCAGUAAGAAGACUGGGCACCAUUUGUCAAAAACAACACUUAUUUUAAGGAAGUUGUCUAUAUCUUUACAGAGCAAUACAUCUGGGCACCUUGCCAUCGUGCAUCUCCCUCACUAAGCAUGUUUUAUAUUUACUACUACUGUGUGUGUAAGUGAGCAAUGGAGUGGGGAGUGGAGGGUAUGGCAAGAAAGGAAUAAUGUGCAUGCAUGAAUAUGACAAUUUCUCCUGUUUAGACCAGGGUUGAGUCUUGCAUUUUUUGAAACAGGUAUUGGUAUUCAUAUGUAUUUAAUAUCGAAGUAUAUUCAUAUGCUUCUUUGCAGUCUGUUUGGUGUGUCGUACUUUCUUCACCCAUGUUCUGCACAAGGCUUGUUAGCUUGGAUGAGUGGAUAGACAAAAAGGAAGAUCACUUCAAAUAAUUUCUUUGUACAGUUUUGUUCUGGUUUGGUCUGUGUGUGAACGACAAAGUUUUCUUAAAGACUGCAAUGGCUGGCUGUGAGUUUGUGGUUUGGGUUUUUUAUGUUUAAUUUACCGGACACCAAAAUGCACCUGUUGAAACUUAUAUAAUCUGUGUACAUUUAAAGUUGUUGCAAAUAUACAGUACAUACCACUGUUAGCUGUUUUAACUUGUUAAAUAUACCCUUUUCGAACUGUCAACCAAAAAAAUUUUUUUUUGAUGUAAGCACCCAACAUUUAUCCUCACCCUCUAAACCCUGAACUGGCGAUAGGCACAGAGCUGGUAUGAAAAUGAUGUCAUUUGAUUGGGACAUUUAAGAGUGCUGCAGUACCUGUUUAGCACUGAAUAGAGUUCAUGUUUCCAGGGACACUUUGUUAAGUAUUAUCAGUACAGAUAUGUCAUUUGUAAGUUUUGUCAAAGAGUUUCUGGCUGGACUGAAAAACCCCAAAUGUUUCUCAUGUGUCUGCUGCUAUCUUGAAGCAUGUGAGACUCGAGAGAAAGUUAAUUUUGUUCGCAUUAUGAUCAAGUUCAGAUGCGGAUUUGUUUUUAAAGGGGAGAGACUACUAUGAGACUUUGUUGACUUUGGGAAACCAUUAUUUUUUAGUACUGGGAAGACCAAAUGGGCAAGCAAAGUUUUAUAAAUCAAAUGUCACAUGAUCCCUGCUUCAGAUAUUAUGAAGUAGUAUUCAUAUGCAAACUGCUUGAAAUCUCUUUCAAAAUCUGUGAUUCACAUGUGAUAAAAGAAAAAUUAAAAAUAAGAUCAAAUGAGUAGUUCUCACUUGUUAGUCAGGUUCUGCAAAGGUGUUAAAAAGACAAACUUUGUAGUUUCCUUUUUUUUUUUAAAAAAAAAGAAAAAAUUAUAAAAAAGAAAGUUGUGAUAUGCAUAGUCAUUUUUUUUAAAAAGUUCUCCCCCUACCCUCCCCCCAAGCCAUCCCUUGUGUCUUUCUCCUGUUUCCAUUCUGUUUUAUCUGUAGACAGUCAUUGUUUCACCUUGUCUGUAGACUUGGUAAUUACUGCCAUGCAGCAUUUCAGCAUGACACAUUUGCUUGUGGAUAGGACCUUGAUUGGUUCACUGACAUAAAUCUACUUAGUGAUAUUAGUACUUCGGUGCAAGUGCUAAGUACAGACUGCCCUUUUAUGUGAAACUCAAAACUACUGUCUCUGUUUACUGCAUAAGUUGUGUAUGGCUGGCUGAAGCUUGGUGAUUGUUUUAUUUACAUACAGAUGCAUUUAUGCUGUCAUAAAUACCUUAUAUUACUGACAGGCAUUGGUAAGUUGUGUUUGCUUAAAAGUUCCUUACUUUCUCAGUUAUGUUUUCCUGAAUAUCUCAGUGUCUUUAGUGUUGCUUGUUCUGCUCUGUCGCCCAAUAUAGUUGAAGGGUGGUGAAUUCUGUGUCUAUAGCUUUUGAUUUAAAGGUCUUUUUUCAAAUAGAUGUGUGUUUGCUGGUAAUCACUGUGAAAAUGCUGAUGUAAGUCAACACUGAUGCAGUGCUUAGUCAGCACUGGACAAUUUUCUAGUCCUUGUGGUGUAUGAAGGCUCACUUUGAGGGCAUGGCCCAUUGCAGUGCCCUCCAAAACUACACAUUUCUGGUUAUUCUUACCAUAAAUACUGUUGAACCAUUGACUUUGAUAACCUUUUGCUCACCAUGUAUCUCACAUUUUCAUGAGCCUUCUAAAGGAAACUUAACCUAGUUGGUUUUUUUAUGUUUGGUGAGGUAUUUUUCAGACCUUUCUACCCUAAUGAUGGGAAGUGUUGAGUCAUAAGUAUUUGUGGGGAGCAGGUAAUUUGAAUAAUAUGUAUGAAAACAUAUAUCUUGAAAAUUCCACAGAAAGAAGUAUAACAGCAGUUGAUGACAUUUUGUGUUGCUACAUUUUUAUAUAUUUUAUAAACAGCUCAUGACUUUUGUUUUCUUUAAGUCUGUGAGUAGCAGCCAAAUGUUUGCAUUUUAUAUCAUUAGAAGUUUAGUUUUAUUUGUUGAAGGUAAUAGGGAAGUUUGCAUUAAUGAAAUAAGACUUUGGAACUGUUUAAUGAAGAGUGCUUAUUUCACUAGCUCAGCUGUAGUUUUCUGAGAUGUACUGCAGAUAACAAGAUUGUUAAUUAGGCUGCAAAUUUAAACUUAAGGAGAUAGUCCAGAAAAAGUUACAAAUAAUUUAACAGUUUGUUUUAUUUUUAUGUAUAUUCAUGGAGUAAAAGUUUGUUCUCUCAUUGCUUUUACAAAGCAUGUACAUCUGAAGAAUGUAUCAUUAGUUAUGUGACAUCUGUAUCUUGUAUUCUUGCAAAAUCACCAGCUUUGUCUCUAGGUUAAGAAAUAAAAGAGGAUAUAGGUAUCUUUGCUUAGAUGUUUAUCAUUGUCCAUGUUCUGUAUGUUUAUUACUUCUCCAGUUUCCUGGAGCCACAGAUUGCUAUGGCCAGUCUCAUGUUGGAAUAGUGUUAUCAUCCUUUGUUCCCCACAGUGUUGUCAUGUCUUUUAGGAUUUUUUUUAAACAGUUUUUAGGGGGAUGGGGCUGCUUGUUGGCUACAAAAGUAUGCAAAAUGACUUCCACCUUCAUGGAUGAGAGAGAUCCUUCUUGGAGAAAGAAAGGAAGAGUAUGUGCAGAUUUCGAAUGUGAGGUACUGCUAUUUAGCAGUCAUGUGACGAGGUUAUGAGUGUGAGAUACUGCUACUGAGCAGUAAUAUGAUUAGGGGUAAGCAGUUACAGAAUAUAAAUGGCCUGAUGUGUGUACACAGAGAGAGCAGUGAGUGUGAUCAAGGGAGGUUAAAAACAGAUUGACAGACAUGAAGGUACCAGAGGUGGCUCACAUUAUGUUCUGUGUUGUCAAGCAGGCCCUUUAUCUUCUUUUGUUGACUUGAUGUGCCCAGGAUGUCACAGUGCCAAGGCUUGUAGAAGUUUGUAUAUUUUAUUGAAAAUCACAAAGCAGUUUUUAAAAAUUUGUUUGAAACGCAAAUAUCGUCUGUGGCUACAACAGAUUUUCAGAAUCUUGGCGACCGUUUGAGAUCACUUAUGUUUUAACAAGGAAGGAAUAAAGAACCUUUCAGUCCUAGCUGAUCAUAACAUUUUACUUAGGCCUAUAUUAUUGCAUUUUCCUUUUAAUCAGGUGUGUUUGGAUCAGGCUGUUUUUCAGUUUCUGGAAGGUAAAGGAUCAAUCUAAAAGUUGAUUUUUCAUAUUUUGAUUAAUCAGAACAGACAAGGGAUGGACAUAUUUAUGAGAAACUAAGCACAAAGUGCUGUUAAAGCUACUGCUGUCAUUAGCUUACUGUAAAAGUGCAUUGGUGAUUUCUGUUUCUUUUCUUCCUUUAAAAAAAGGCGCAUUAUUAAAGUGGGUUGUUGAGAGUUAAAAACAUGAUAAUUUAGGGUAUGGAAUGGAAUUAUUUGCUCAAGCAUCGGGAAAUUUUAUCCUUUAUUGAACUGAUCUGGUCAUUUCAAACUAACUUUGCUAUCUGGUAAAACUUUUCAUUGACCAAGUUGUACGUUUCAAAUACUUAACAGUUAUCCAGUGUGCACUGAUAGUAGUAGACUUGCUGCUGUACAUUUGCAGUGACAGUCAUCAUUAUUCCACUGACUUUUGUGAUUUGGAGACAAACAUCAAGAAGAUGAUGGGUUUUAGCUGUUGUUUUGUGUGUGCUCAUGGUGCUGUUUUGCUUCUGGAUGGAGAAGCUGUCUGCUGGUGGCUUAGUAACUGAUCCUGGUCAUCCAAAAUAGAACAUUAUCUUUAUUGACAGGCACUCAUUUGCAGAUGCAGAAGACAAGGCACACAUUUUGUGCCAAAUACAUUUGCUUGAUAAUUUUAAGAAGGGCAAUUACAGCCACAAAAUAGGCAACAAAAGUUUUACAAUCAUCUUCAUAAAGAGUUUGAUCAUAUAUCAGAGAAAUAGCCAACAUUUGUUGGACCUCAUGGGACCACUCUUUUCUUAAUUCUGGUUGAACCUUGCAUACUAAGAUUUGUUUAACUAUGUAGAAUAGUUUAUGGGUAAUGUUAACAUAUUUCUGAGGUAGUAACUGAGCACAAAUGCAUGCUUUGGAUAGGUGCAGGGAGAGUCCUUUGUCUGGUAUGUAGAAAAUUAACACUAAAAUAUUCUCGAUACUCCCCUCCCCCUUCACCAAAUAACUGUAAAUGGUAAUUUGGUAUGAAAAUAUAAGAGAAAGCACAAUAAUGAUCAUGUCUGAUAGAUUUUUUAAAAGUUGAAGCUGAUUACUAUGAUGUUUGUGAUAAUAAAUGUAUGUGAAUAAGGGAUACUUAGGAAAAGUUGCAGUCUGCUUUGACUUGUUUUUUAAGGACCUUUUGUGUGCAAAACUGAAUGUGCGGUGGAUAUUCACAUCAUUACAUCCUGUAAACAGGGUCAAGCAGUGAUGUCAGACAAGUACUUUUUAAAGUUGUCUCUCGUUCAAGUUUAAUCAGAAUGCCUUAUAAACAGCAACUGGUUCAUGACUUGCCCCUUCCAGUGGGGUCAGUUUAGCCGUACAAAGCUAGUUUAAAUGAGUAAGAAGCUAAUGGCAGCGCAUGCAUUCAUGAUAGAAGCCUGUUUCAAAUUGAUGCUUGUGUUCUUAUAAGGUAAGGGCUCUCAAUUAGCUGAAUAUGGAAAGCAACCUUCACUUUCUGGUACCACGUUUUAGAAAAUUUUAUAGAAGUUUCCAUGGAAUUUUAAAUACUUUUUUUAACUGUUUAAAAUUUGUCAUAUCUUAUUGUUCACAUUUUAUAUUAAACAGUACUUAUAGUGGCUUUAUAUUUUUAUUUUCCAUGAAAUAUUUUGCAAAAUAUUAUUUACAAGUAUUAUCAAUAUUUUAAUGGUCAUUUUUAUAAGUUUUUUAAAGUUAUUGUAAGUUUUUUUUUUAUAUGAAACAUUUUGGAAAUGUAGACUGCACAAGAAAUGGUUGGCGCAAGACAACACAAAUAUUUGUUACAUAAAGAUGGUAUAUAUAUUUUUUUUCAAAUGCAAAUUGUGUAUGUGCAUGUCACUAUCGUGACAUUCAUCUAGGAGUUGAGUGCUUUCAAAGACAAGAUGUGGAGUUUGAAUGAUGGACUGGCUUGCAUUUUCCUGGGGGAUGGUGUUGUUUUUGGAGAUUUCCCUCCCCAUCCCCACCAAUAGAAACUGUACAUAUUUCUUGUUAUAUGUGGACUGAUACACAUGUUUUCUGUGGCCAUGGUCCAAGUCGUUGGUUGAUUGGUAUUGCUUUAAGUAUAUAAAAGUUUAAUACAGUUGCACCUGUUGUGAACUUUGAGAUUGCUCCCCCUCCCCCAAUCUUUGUAAAGAAUGUCAUUCCGAGCAGGACUCGGGGACUGGAUGACCUUCCCUUCAGUUCUUUCACUACAUGUCAGUGUCUUUCUAUUUGGAUUUCAACAUUAGACAUGGAGGUAGCGUGGAGACAGGAUUGACAUUGCUGAACACGUUGUCGUGCUUGUGUUAGGGAACAAUUGUUGUUUUGCCCUUUACUAGGUUUUGAAUAUUUUGUGUAGGCACCGGGUUAAGUGUGUCGAGGCUGUAUGGGUGGGGAUUAAAUUAUAGGUUAUUCGAAGAUCAAUAUUUUUGUAAAAAUCUUUAUUACUUCAUUAUUAUUUCUGGCAGUGGUUUUUUUGGAAAUUUUGGAAUUAAGUCGCCUAACAGCAGUGUAUUAUCGGCCAUAUUUCUUUUUGAAGGAGACGUUAAUUACUGAGGUGUGAACUGUUCUAAGAAAUGUAGAAGAAGUGGGAGGGUUGCGGAAGCAAGAAGGAAAGGUCUGCAUAUUGUUGCCUUGAAACAUUUUGACAACAGUCUGUGCAUGCUCUGCGUCCGUAAAACACAACUAUCUCCUGUAGUGUGUUUUUCACUCGUGAGUAAAACCUUUAGAGCGAGCCGAGUGAAUGAAAUAGGGAGACAGAUGUUACAAUGCAGUUGUGAAAUGUGAAAAAUAAGAACCUGCAGCUUGAGGUGGCGACCAGGCUACUGUGUCUUGACUAGCAUUAAGGCGGGACUAGUGUACAUAUUGUGUGUGUGUGUCUGCGCGCUCGUAGAGAAUGAUGUAAUAGAGCUCGUCGUCACUGCUGAGGCGGAGAGGUCAAGGGGUCAGUCUGCUAACCGUGACCUCUUCUAGGCUGUGUUCUUGAGAGAGAAAAAAAGAGGGAUGCUGUAGACUCUGGCCAGUGUAUUGCUGGUAACAUUUUGAAAGCCAGGCUGGGGGAUGCAUGCCAGUUCUUAAGCGCCGUUCUGCCGGAUAGAACGACCGACUUUUUUUGUUGACCGUCUGAUGAGAAGGGUCCAGAGCUGUGUGCAGACACCUGUCUGCUUCCUCCCGAACUCAAACCUGGGCAUAGCGUUCGGUUCCCUGGGGUGGAUUGCUUCAGCUGUCUGCAGCAGAACUGAGGCUGCGCAGCGAUGUGUAAGAAAGGAACUAGUUGAAUGAGGGUCAACACUAGUGACCCUACACAAAACCUCAGGGUUGGUGCUGCGGCCGACGGUGUUUCUCCUAGAUGUUAAUCGCUAACUGCAGGCACGUGCAGACUUUCUUGUCAUGCAUCUUUAUUUCUCUUUCUAAACUAUUUUAGUAAUCAGUCUCCUAGACGCACAACCCUUCCCCCCCAAACUAUCGGUAACAGUCGGUUCUCUCCACGUCAUCCCCAGUUCAUGUGUGUUUUUCUAAGGUGUAAAAACCUGAUACUUUGCCCUUGGCACUUUCCAUGAAAAUGCAGAAUUGGUGCAAUAUUCACAGAUCAAUGUACAUGAGUCAUUCAUAUUCGUUAUCGAGUGAAUCUUUUUGUUGGAUGUUUUAACAAAUCUGAUUAAUCGAUGGACAUUCGAUGAACACGUUCAAACGUGUUAAUGAUUACCUGUGUACUAAAUAAACCGUUAACAAAUCUGGGAUUUUCUAAGACAGGUGUUUGGCAUCAGGAUUUCAAGAUCGGUUAGACCUUUGCUGACAAACUUGGGAAUUUUAAAGACAUUUUGCUUCCCUUAAGAAAUAAACAGUGAAAGAUGUUACGCAUACGUUUGGAUUUUAAUAAUUAGUCAAACAUUGGCAUGAAGUGGUUAAUGGGUGUGUGUGUGGGUGUGUGUACGAAAACUGCGCUUAUAGAUUGCUCAUACAGAACAAACCUACAUGUGUUUCAGAAUGUCCAGAUGGAUAUACCAACAGGCUAGUCCAUAGUUGGUCUGUUUAUUUUUUAAUGAUCAUUUGUCUUUGGCGUCAGAUACCCAGUGUAUUGUGUUGUUCUUCAGGUAGUCUACAUGAGCUGCAGUCUUUGUGACUAAAAUACCGGCAACACAUUGUCAAAUGCUAGAUAUGUUAUUUCUCCAACGUUCAAACCCUUCGUCAUUUACAAGCUACAGUCUGUUUCUCCUUAGACGUUUAUAAGUUCUUUUAAGGCUUUGGUUCCUUUAAGCAUGUAUUGUUUUUGGAAUAUUUUGUGAUGUAUAAAUUGUGUGUACGCUAAUUUGAGGCGGGGUUUAGGAUGCUAAAUGGCGGGGGGUCAUUUGCUGGACUGUACAGCUUGACCUGUCGCAGUAGCAGGGCCCCACCUACCCUGACCCUGACCUGUCGCCGACUCCCUCAUAAAUCCUUGUUUGCCUUUUGUUGACAUGUUGUUUAUCUACGUUGCCAUUUUGUUGUGACUGCGUGUCACGCGGUGUUGAGACUUCUGUGAGUUCAGUAUAGUAAUAACAAGUUUUACCUAGUGCCCUGAGUUUCUCACUUGAUUGGUCAGUCUUUAAGAUGUACUUUUGCGUUUGUGUAUUGUAAUGUCAUCAUUGUAUAAAGCUGGUCAUUUCAGACUUCUGUGAAUAAAAUUUUGUUGUCAUAUGCC
Molecule: messenger RNA, 13181 nt
Organism: Pomacea canaliculata
Lineage: Eukaryota; Metazoa; Mollusca; Gastropoda; Architaenioglossa; Ampullariidae
Product: histone deacetylase 4-like
Exons: 30
Coding region: 690-3932 (1080 amino acids)
Biological process (GO): chromatin organization; negative regulation of transcription by RNA polymerase II
Cellular component (GO): histone deacetylase complex
Molecular function (GO): histone deacetylase activity
Source: RefSeq, a predicted model, not a curated record